AUUCCUUUCACUGCGUUGCUGAUCUUACAGUAUUUGCGCAACCCCUAGCGCUGCUCGUCGAAGUCACCUUGAAAGUAUUUGUUAUAUACAUUCACUGAGGAAGGUUAAUCAUCUAUACGAAAUACCCAACAUUCGUUAUUCCAAAAGAGAAUCGGACUGAACAUUUUCUUGCUUCGUAAUCCAACACCUCCAGGAUCGCCUGCAGUCUAUUACACUAUGAUUUCAUCACACCUCUUCGCCGUUGUUGCCUGUCUAUCGACAUUUGCAUCGGCUCUCGCCAUCCCUGGCUUAAGUGCAGGGUCAUCAAAGCGAGCAUUUACCGUCUCUUUGCCUCCCAGCGGCCUACCAGACCCUUCGUCGAUUUCCCCAGCAGUGACACUGAAAUACAUUGCUCUGGGCGUGGGGACUCAGAACUAUACCUGCGCUUCAUCUCCAAAUUCAGCAUCCGCGCCCAUCCAAGUCGGGGCGAAAGCCACCCUGUUUGAUGCCGGACAAUUCUUCAACACCUUCCCUGGCAUGGUUCAGACACUGCCCGGUCUGGCGCUCGGCCUAUACACGAUGACAGGCCAGCCAGAUAUGACGAGGAUACUUGGCGGCAGUGUCCUUGGCCACCAUUUCUUCAACAGCCUUGGUCAACCAACUUUUGACUUGUCGAAAAUCAACGCGCGCCUUACGGCGAAGAAGUUGAGCGGUGUUGCGGCCCCCGCUGACUCUUGCCCUGGUCCGAAUAACGCGGGUGCCGUAGAUUGGCUGGAGCUCACUGACAUAGGAGGUGGUGCUAGCUACGGAGGUAUUACUUAUGUGUAUCGAGUCGAAACUGCUGGUGGUAAGCCUCCGGCCAAGUGUACAGAUCAGUCAGGUGCCUUCACGGUACCAUAUGCGGCAGAAUAUUGGUUCUACGGUUAGGUAAGCUACGGGAAGGUAUACAGGAGGGCGAGACUUUGAUUCAUGUUGUCAUACUCUAUGGUUGCUUUUUUUAACAUCGUCUUAAAGCACUUUGCGUGGGUGCAUUUCGGAUGCAAGGAAGCUUUUUUUAUUCAACAAAGCACAAGGACAUUACACGCGUACCGUCAUGUGCGUGUAUUCAGAUACUAUUCUUCGUU
Molecule: messenger RNA, 1103 nt
Organism: Verruconis gallopava
Lineage: Eukaryota; Fungi; Ascomycota; Dothideomycetes; Venturiales; Sympoventuriaceae
Exons: 1
Coding region: 217-906 (229 amino acids)
Source: RefSeq, a predicted model, not a curated record